AUGGUUGCCUGGGUUGUACUGCUGGGACUUUGCGAGCUCCCAAAAUGGAUCCUAGGCCAAGCGCUUCCCCUUUACGACGGUUCAUUUUAUGCAUCUGGCGAAAUCUUUCGAGAAGACUUUGUUGUUGAAGAAGAAAAUAAAUUGAAGGAGACCAGUAUUUUCGAAGAAAUUUACGACGCCGUUAAUCGGAAAGUUGCUCUUCGCAUUUUGAAGGCUGAUGAUAUCAUCACGUUUUUUUACGACAUAAACCUCAAAAAGAAAUAUGUCAUUCGCAGUUUUGAAAACGUGACAACAUGUGAAAAACCGCCAAAUGAAGACUGGGACCCAAACAAGCAAAAAAACGUUCUGUCGAUACUCUAUGGACCUGAUGAGAGGAAAUACAGUUUUUUGCGAGAUGUUCUGACUCUCAGACGAAUGGCAAGCGUGAAAACCAGAGAUGUCUAUGACGUGCGAGGCAUGUCUUCUAGGGUGUUCGGCUUUAAUUUCUCCAUGUUUGAAAAACCAGGUGCACCUGAGGUCUUUCUUAGACCGGUGGUUAUAUGGACUUUAAACGAAACACACCCGGACUUAAAAACUCCUGGUCAGACCACACCAGCACCGAUACUUACGUCAACCAGAUUUCCAUCUGAUAUUACUGACUUAAAAAAAGCGAUGGAUACAUCUGCAACUGAAACGCUCGCCGUUCCUUGGGAGGUCCAUUACUCUUUUGCUAUAGGUCCCAACAGAAAAGAGACAAUGAAGACUAGAAUUUUCAACUUUGACUUUAUACGUGAGGUAGGGAGGCACGAAAUUCUUGAGGUUCCGGACGGCCUUUAUUGCGCUGAUUAUUAUAGAAAAAAUGUCACCAAGCCUGCUGUGACCAAUAUAAAAGCAUUUCGUUAUUCAGCACGAGUAUGGAAUACGGCAACAAGGCAACACAGUCUGAUCAAAGGGCAAUUCGAUGUUAUUAAAAAAGUUUGGAGGUUCGAGUACACACCUUGGAACACGAAUGAUCCGAAAUCCCGGAAACGGAAAGAUCUGGAGACGCUGACCAUUAUUGUAGAUGCUUUGAACGAGCGUGUUUUCGAAAUUUCAAAAGAAAGCUCAGUCUGCCGGAUAAUAUCACUUGAAAGUCUUCCAUUUGACCUGCAAAUGAUUAUUGAACCAAACAAAAUUAAGACCAUGACUGCGAAUACUUUUUUCUAUGGUCCCCAUCAAUCUUCCUCAUUGAACUACGCAAAGUUCACGUAUCGGGGAGGAGUACCGUGUCACCUCUGGAGCAUGGACCGUCUAGGUUGGCCUCCUGGAUUCUCACACAUCAGGACACGCUGGCAAUGGUGCUUUGUUAACAAGGAUUUUUACGAUCCUUCCUAUCAAAGUGAUUCUUCUUACCCCGUCAGUUUGGACAUUUACAUUCUUGAGGCAUUGCAUAAGUGGGGCAAAAUCGAUCAUCGUCAAGGGCACGUCUUUUCAUUUCAAUUUUACGAUGUAAACACAGCACUGGAUGCUUUUGAGCAAACACGAGGUUUCGACACCUCACCUUGCUUUAAAAUGAACGAAAGAAAAACAUUGCAUUUGACACUUGCGUCGUAUGUGCCUCCGGAUAUCACAAGGAAAUCACAAUUUCUGUAUAAUUUCUACAAUUCAAUCGUGAUUUUUGGAGGCAAUUUGAAGAAUCUUUACUUAUAUCUCAACCAUUUUCAAGUGCACCAAAGUGACAAAAACGAGACAUUUCUGGAGAUGACAAUUUUUGGGAGUCUUGGCGAACCGAGGAGUAUUUUUUCUUCUCUAAGUAUUCCAAAUAUUACAUCCGUUAUGGAAAAACUUUCCUGGCGUGUGAGGACAAAACAGCUGGGAUUUAUAUCCGAUGAGAGCAGACUGAAGCGAAUACUCCCAGAUCAAAGUAAUUCCAUGGGUCAUAACAAUAACAAAAAUGUCAAAACAUGA
Molecule: messenger RNA, 1926 nt
Organism: Ixodes scapularis (black-legged tick)
Lineage: Eukaryota; Metazoa; Arthropoda; Arachnida; Ixodida; Ixodidae
Exons: 14
Coding region: 1-1926 (641 amino acids)
Source: RefSeq, a predicted model, not a curated record